Pyricularia oryzae 70-15 is the source of this 2784-nucleotide messenger RNA. RefSeq lists its product as uncharacterized. The coding region runs from base 191 to 1792 and encodes 533 amino acids. The record is from RefSeq and is a predicted model, not a curated record. Lineage: Eukaryota; Fungi; Ascomycota; Sordariomycetes; Magnaporthales; Pyriculariaceae. Gene Ontology annotation, biological process: biosynthetic process; cytoplasmic translational initiation. The transcript is spliced from 3 exons. Gene Ontology annotation, cellular component: guanyl-nucleotide exchange factor complex; eukaryotic translation initiation factor 2B complex. Gene Ontology annotation, molecular function: translation initiation factor activity; guanyl-nucleotide exchange factor activity.
UUUGCUUUUACCCAAGAAGAGCAAAUUGUCAGUGAAAUAAUGACUCAGCAUAGAAUAUAGCAUCACGAGAGUGACUUUGGCCAAAGGGUGAAAAAGAAAUUAAGAAAUCUCAACAGAAUCGAGUAGAGAUAUCUAGCCAAAAACGGCGACUUAGCUGCCUCUGAACCCGGCUACCAUCAAUCCCUGUAUCAUGCCUCACGCCGUCACGGCCGUGGCUCCAGGGCUGCAGGCCUUGAUUCUUUGUGGCCCUGGCUCAUCUUUUCCUACAUUCACCACGAAUCCCGAUGAGAACCCCAAGGCUUUGCUCCCCAUAGCAAACAGGCCAAUGGUGUGGUAUCCAUUGAGCUUUUGCUAUAGGGUGGGAAUCACAGAUAUCACCCUUAUUUGCCCGCCAACGGCAGAAGAGGCUCUCAACGCCUCCCUUAAAACUAACCCCUUCCUCACCAGUUUACCUCUUCCCACCCCUACUCUUCUAGCUCCCAAAGACCUUACAUACAACACAGGAACCGCAGACAUUCUUCGUCUGCCCGAGGUUCGCGAGGCUGUGACUCAGAACUUCAUCGUCCUUCCCUGCGACCUUGUAUGUGAGCUCGGUGGCGAUCAGCUGGUCCAAGCAUGGAUGGUCAGGUCGGCCAAGCUGGAGGGCAUGUUCACGGAGCAGCAGUCCACUCAUGAGCCGCGCAGUGGCGGUCUCGGCGUGUGGUACGACACCAAAGCAAGCCCUAUCAAGGGCGAGGAGACGGAUUUUGUCAUAACAACUCCAAGCCCAGAGCUGCCGGUCGCGCCACCGAAGGACUCUGUGUUGACGCGACUCCAGAACGUGGUAUAUUCCAUGCCAAAGGAUACGCUCAACGACAUAACAGAUGACAACGAAGGCUUCCCCAUUCGUCAUGGCUUGCUUCGCGCUCACUCCCGGAUACGGAUGGUAUCAAGUCAUCGGGAUGCACACGUCUAUAUUUUUCCACGUUGGGUAAUGGAUCUUGUCAAGGAAAACCCCCACAUGGAGAGUAUUGCCGAAGACGUCGUUGGCUGGUGGGCCAAAGCCACUUGGCAGAAUGGACUUGGAGCCAAGCUGGGUUUGGACCGUAUCUUGGGCACGUCCAGCGACGAGCAAUCAUCCGAGACAUCCCAGACCAGCAGCCCAUCGACACCAACCAAGGCUGAUAGACCUACACUGCCAAAGAGGCUAUCUUCUGUUCCAGACAAGUUCCAAGUUCCUCAUAUGACAGCGUACAUUCACCCGUCGGGACCAACAGACCCGUUGAUCCGCCGUGUGGACACAGCACAAGCACUACUUUCGGUCUCGCUCCAGCUCGCAAAAUUGCCUUCACUGGAGGAGACGGGCGUCGCAGCAGCAACAUCCCCUUUUGCGCAUUCCCGCAAGGUCGCAUACCCGGAAGGCGUACGACCCAAAACAACCAUCACGCGGCCCGACAGCCUGGUGGCCGACAAUGUCAUUGUCGAGGAGAAGGUGUCCAUCAAGGAGUCUGUCAUCGGUGCCAACUGCAAAAUCGAGGAGGGUGCGAAACUGCAGGGCUGUCUUCUGAUGGACGGCGUCGUCGUUGGCAAGGGCUGCAGGCUUGUCAGGUGUAUUCUUGGAAAGCGAAGCCAGAUUGGAGAGGGCUCUACGUUGAUGGAAUGCGAAGUACAAGAGAACUUACUGGUUGAACCCAAGACCGAAGAAAAGAACACCAAAAUAAUGAGUUCGUCGGGUCUCGAAGCUACCGAGGAGGAGAUGCAGGAGGUUCUCGAGGCAAUGUCGGACGUCGAGAUUGGCGACGAGACAAAAUAGGGCCGCAGCUAGAGUGGUUAUGGAGCGCGCUUAGUGUACGUAGCCGUCUACCGUUGGUCGCUAAACAAAACGGAUAGCAUGCAGCAAUAUGCCUCGGCGGGUCGGGUCGGCGGCUAGCCGACCCCAACGGUUACCCGCAAUUCUCAUUAACAACGCCUAGUCUGUUUACUGUGUCAACUUACUUUGCUGGGGCGCAGAGCAACAGUACAGACGCGGGAGAGCCUUGCGUAGCCCAGGACUGGAGUGGAUUGUCAUACACGGCCAACGGCGCGACCUCCCGGCUUGGGCACUUUUUGAGCGGGACGGUAAUCCAGGAAGCGUUGGUUUGUCAAUGGAUUAUGCAGGCAGAGGAACACUGAAGCAAUUCGCUAUGACGAAAGGAACUCCAACCUUUGACAAAUUCGAGCUUAACAAACAACAUUUGAAUAUGCUCGAAUACUGUGAUGUGGCCUUGGAGUACUCUCAAGGUCUUAGGGCCAAGGAUCCUGGGAUCUGUACCUUUGAAGCAGCUUUGACUUUUGUUCCCCGACGCUAGACCAUGGCGGAAAGCCAGCUCCAUGCUAGCCUAGAGCUUGGGUUCGUCCCUCACUUCGUCUUACCUCUAUAUCCCGAUUUAACCAAUUUUCAGCCCAACUGAUGUAUCGUAUCCAUCUCAUGACUUACUGCAAGCAAGAUUCUUUCCUCUCUUUCUGUCCCAUCAACAACUGACAGCACAGCACCGCAAUUGACAACAAAGGCCGUGGCUAUGAUGGGCGGGGGAAACUUGCUGGGGGACAUGGACCAAUCACAACCUUUACCAUCCUCCCGGUAAGUGUUCAAAAAUCCAAUUUCCCCGUCGAUGUUAUCAGAGCAAAGCAGGUGUGCAGCAAGUCGGUUUUUUCUUAUGCACUAUGUGCUACGUAGAAAAUAUUUCGAUGUAAAUAGAUGAGGGGUUCCUGUUUCUAAUGCAGGAGCCUCUAUUCCGCAAAAAAAGAGAAAGGUGCGAUGUCGGG